Medioppia subpectinata is the source of this 2529-nucleotide messenger RNA. Lineage: Eukaryota; Metazoa; Arthropoda; Arachnida; Sarcoptiformes; Oppiidae. The record is from the annotation of a GenBank genome assembly.
AUGACCAUAUCAAUGAAGACAUCACUCGUCAACAGAGAUGACGGCAAUGAAGACAACAAACAAAAGCCAAAACUCUAUGCGAAGGACUCAAUGGAUCGAUUCGGUGACGACUUAUUUGGAUUAAUAUUAUCUUAUCUCUUACUCGAAGACCGGUUCCGACUGGAAUGUGUGUCCAAACAGUUCCAGAGGACAGUCUUCGAGAGUGUUGUCGACAUGAAGAUUGACGACAGACUUAUGUGGCAAAAGUCGACCGGAUUUUCAUUUAAUAUUCAAAUGUUGACAACAAUUGCAGUAAAGUUGGCAAACAUUCAGACCAUUGACUGCCGAGGAAUAAGGAAUGACAGACACUUUCACGAAGUGUUGGCCAUAUUUCGAGACAAUUGCCAACAUUUGCGGGAAAUUUACUGUCAAUUGCUAUCAAAUCCCAUGAAAUGGAUCCAAGAGUUCGGUCCUCUGGUAACGGGAAUCAGUGGUUUUGGCUUCAAUGCUUCGGACAAACAAACACUCACUCAUUGCCACCAAUUGUCUCACUUAAGUGUCUACCAGUUGCCCGAUGUCUUCGACACCACUUCCGGGCAAUUAUUAACGAAAAAUUUGAAGGCAUUUGUUUUGAAACACAAUGUCAUCGAAAAUAGUGUACAAUUGGUGUCGUUCUUCGCCGGCAAUCAAUCUCUCAAUACAUUUGCAUUCAAUGGUGUAAUUCAAACCGAAGAGUGGUUUCACGAACUGACGGACCAAUUGUCACGAUUAACACAAUUGCGGGAAUUGAGACUCAAUUUACGUCUACUGAAUGGCGAGAACUCAUUGUCUGAGUCUUUGCGUACAAUUGGCUUAAACUGCAAUCAAUUGCAACGAUUGGCACUUAAUUUGCAUUUAAACAAAGAAUUCAAUGGCCAGACAUUGGAUUCGUUGCGAUGUUAUCGACAAUUAAAACAAUUGAAUUUAACACUAUGUCAUACCAUCGAUGAGGAAGUGGUGGAACCGUUGAAACUCUGUCACCGAUUAACGCAUUUGACACUAAAUUUUUACCCAAUUAAUGCUAAUUUAUUUGCUAAUUGUGCUGAGCAUUGGCCACAACUUCAUUACCUAUCGAUCUCUACAAGUUAUAUGAGUCGCGAGUGUUUGUCUCACAUCUCAAGACUACCAGCGCUCAAAAAACUGGUCCGUCAAAGCCCUCAUACCACUCAUCUCUCGGACAAUGAUUUCAAUGAUCUGUUGUCGAGAAGUCCUAAACUAAAGAGCCUUACAAUCAACGGAUCCAUUAAAUGGUUUUCUAUUCUGUCGGAUAAUGAUUUGUGUCAUGACUACAAUAAUAGUACAGACUACAAUAAUAGUACAUCAUUUACUACAUCCCUCGAGGCCACGGAUGACACCAAUGAAGACAACAAACAACAGCCAAAACUAUACACGAAGGACUCAAUGGACAGAUACGGCGAUGAUUUAUGUGGUCUUCUGUUGUCUUAUCUCACACUCGAAGAUCGAUUUCGUUUGGAAUGUGUGUCCCAACAGUUCCGGAGGAAAAUCUUCGACAGUGUGGUCGACAUUAGUAUUGACGACAAUUUUUUGCUUCAAUACAAUUUGGAUUCACAGAAAUCGGUGACUAAAAUGAUGUCCAGAAUUGCCAUUAAGUGUCUAAACAUUUCAAGUCUUGACUGUCGAGGAAUGAAAUAUUUAUGCGACUCAAUGAUACCCAUUGUAUUGAAAGCAUUUCGAGACAAUUGCCGGCAUUUGUCUCGAAUUUACUGUCAUUUGCGAUCAAAUCCCAUGAAAUGGAUCCAAGAGUUCGGUCCUCUCGUAACCGGAAUCAGUAUCUUCGACACCACUUCUGGGAAUCUAUUGGCGAAGAAUUUGCAGAAAUUUGAGUUGAAAUGCAAUUGCGAUGAAAACAAUGAAAUGUUGUCUCAGUUUGUGGCACAGAAUCAGUCCCUCAAAUGUCUUCGCGUAGGAGCUCAUGGAAGCGAUAGUCACCAUACUUUGAUCCAAAUGUCUGAACAAUUGUCACGAUUACCACAAUUACGAGAAUUGAGACUCAAUUUAGCGCUAAGAAGUGGUCAGAACUCAUUGUCUGAGUUUUUACGUAUAAUUGGCUUAAACUGCAAACAAUUGAAACGAUUAUCACUUCAAUUGUCUUCUCGUGACAUAACUGGCCAUACAUUGGAUUCAUUGAAAGUUUAUUCCCGAUUAAAACGCUUGCGUUUAACAAUCGCUGCGAACAUCGAUAUAGAAGUGUUGGAACCGUUGAAACUCUGCCACCGAUUAACACAUUUGAGACUAAAUUUACUCCCAAUUAAUGCUAAUUUUUUUGCUAAUUGUGCGGACCAUUGGCCACGACUUCAUUCUCUAUCGAUCUUCACAUGUGAUACCAGUGUUUAUGGCGAGUGUUUGGAUCACAUCUCAAGACUACAGGCACUCAAAAAACUAGUCCUUCAUCUCUCGGACAAUGAGUUGUCGGAUCUGUUGUCCAGAAGUCCUACACUAAAGAGCCUUACAAUUAACCAAUCGAUUGAAUGCCCCAAUAAACUGCAUUAA